Molecule: messenger RNA, 723 nt
Organism: Strongylus vulgaris
Lineage: Eukaryota; Metazoa; Nematoda; Chromadorea; Rhabditida; Strongylidae
Source: the annotation of a GenBank genome assembly
AUGGAGAGUGAUGAAGACACUAAUAUUCAAAUUGAAGUGCCAACUGGGCAAACACGAGGACGAAUGGGAAGAAGGUUUACCCUAAAUCCUCUGAUAUUUGCGAAGGAAGAGAAAGAAGCGAGGAGACAGUCAUUAGCACAAUUAAAGCUCAGCUACUAUCCCAAACACAUGAAUCCUGAAUCAUACGAUGCGGGUUUGGGAUUUUGUGGAUGGAUGUUUAUGUUCAUUUCUUGGCUAUGUGUUUUAGCAUCGUUUCCGAUCUCAAUCUGCUUUUGCAUUAAGGUUGUGCAAGAAUACGAGCGAGCGGUCAUAUUUCGCCUUGGCAGAUUAAUCGGAGGAGGUGCAAAGGGUCCAGAGUCAUAUACAAAGGUGGAUCUACGUACCGUGUCUUUCAAUGUGCCUCCACAAGAGAUUCUUACAAAGGAUUCUGUAACCACAUCAGUAGAUGCUGUUGUUUACUAUCGUGUUUCAAAUGCAACCAUUAGCGUGGCAAACGUUGAAAAUGCGCACCAUUCCACUAGAAAAGACGUACGACUGCCGGUGCAGUUACAGAGGGCGAUGGCUGCAGAAGCUGAAGCCACCAGGGAAGCACGGGCAAAGGUUAUUGCCGCUGAAGGUGAGCAGAAAGCUUCGCGAUCUCUUCGUGAUGCAGCAACUGUCAUCGCUUCUACACCAGCCGCCUUACAACUUCGUUAUCUUCAAACAUUGAAUAGUGUGGCGUAA